Helianthus annuus (common sunflower) is the source of this 3114-nucleotide messenger RNA. RefSeq lists its product as uncharacterized. NCBI's taxonomy places the organism in Eukaryota, Viridiplantae, Streptophyta, Magnoliopsida, Asterales, Asteraceae. Bases 1 to 3114 code for a protein of 1037 amino acids. The transcript has a single exon. The record is from RefSeq and is a predicted model, not a curated record.
AUGACAAAGAGACAUGGCCAUAAUGAUACCGAUGAUGCUGAAAGCAGUCAGCAGAUGAACACUCGGAUCAAAGAAAACACAAAAGAAUUAGAAGAAGUAAGGAACAUGGUGACUGGAUUAUCCUUACAGUUGACUCAAAUAGUCAAUAACCAAAGCCAUGGCAGAGAUUACCAAAGACAGGGUCCGCAACAUGAAGAAGAAGGAUUCAAUUUUGCAGCAAGAUUGACCAAAAUUGAAUUUCCUCGGUUUAAAGCUGAUGAUUUAACUUCAUGGUUGUUUAAGGUGGAACAAUUCUUUCAGUUGGAUAGAGUGUCUGAUGCAACAAAGGUCAGACUGGCAGCCAUUCAUUUUGAGGAAAAAGCAUUACAAUGGUAUCAAUCUUUUACUGGACAAAGAAUUGAAGGAGAAGUUUUGACUUGGGUGGAAUUGAUAGAAGCUUUGAAGGUCAGAUUUGGAAAGCUGUUUGAUGACCCUAUGACUGAUCUUAAGAACUUGAAACAAAUCAGUUCUGUUCAAGAGUAUCAUGACAAGUUUGAUGCAAUUAUUAGUAGGCUUCAAUUGCCAAUGGAGUAUGCUUUAAUUUGCUUCAUGGCAGGAUUAGAAGAGGAGAUACAAUUGCAGGUAAGAAUAUUCAAUCCUAAGAAUAUUCAAGAAGCCUUUUGUGUGGCUAAACUACAAGAAGCCACUAUUAAAGCUAAGAAGGGAAGGGUUGGUUUCAAACCACCCAUCUUACCUAACCCAAGUAACAAUAAACAACCAGUUCCAUUUAGUAAGUCAGUGGGUUUGGAUCCUAAAAGGAAUGUGUUUAGGAAGACCUUAACUAAAAGUGAAAUGGAUGAAAGAAGGUCUAAGGGCUCAUGUUUCAAUUGUGAUGAGAAGUAUUCACAAGAACAUAUAUGCAGGGGUAAUAAGAAACCUCAGCUGUAUCACAUAGAGGUUGAAUGGCUAGAAGAAGAGGAUGGAGAUGAAGAGAAUGAAGUUGAGAUGGAGUGUGCUCAAAUCUCAGUAAAUGCAGUGGAAGGAAAUGAUAGGUAUAAAUCUAUUAGGGUCACUGGUCAUUUUGGGAAAUAUGAAUUGCAAUUGUUAAUGGAUACGGGGAGCUCACAUAAUUUUUUGGAUAUGGCAUUAGCCAAACAGUUGGGGUGUAGGAUGGUUAAAGGUCUGGCUAUGUUAGUCAAAAUAGCAAAUGGUCAUGAAGAAGUUUGUGAUCAGAUGGUAAAAGGGUUCUGCUGGAUUAUGCAAGGAAUUCAAUUCACAGCUGAUGUGUAUGUAAUGCCUUUGGGAGAUUGUGAUAUGGUUUUAGGGGUACAAUGGUUUACAAAGCUGGGAAGUAUUAAAAUGAAUUAUAAUGACAGAACUAUUGCUUUCAAGUUUAAUGGUCAGAAGGUAGUUUUGAGAGGGCAGUAUGGAAAGAAGUUUUCUCAACUUAAUAAGGGGAGUUUGAAGAAAAUGGAACUGCAGAGGGCUGAAUUGUCUAUGGUACAGGUAUAUGCUAUUGAAGGGUGCAAUACAAGUACUUCAAUGGUACUACAGAAAACUCAGCAGUCUAAGGAGCAACAGCACCAGUUACAAAGGCUAUUGGAGGAUUUCAGGGAUGUCUUCCAAGAUUUAAAGUCUCUACCACCAUCUAGGGGCAAGUAUGAUCACAGAAUUCCAUUGAAACAAGGAACUGAUGGGGUGAAUUUUAGGCCUUAUAGAUAUCCUGUGGUGCAAAAGGAUGUGAUAGAAAAAAUGACUAAUGAUUUGUUAGAACAAGGGGUAAUUCGGUCCAGUACCAGUUCUUUUGCUUCACCAGUGGUUCUAGUCAAGAAAAAAGAUGGUACAUGGAGGAUGUGUAUAGAUUAUAGGAAACUGAAUCAGGCUACAAUUCCUGACAGGUUUCCUAUUCCAUUGGUGGAAGAUUUGAUGGAUGAAUUAUAUGGUACAAAAUUUUUCUCUAAAUUGGAUCUCAAGUUUGGGUACCAUCAGAUCAGAAUGGAUGAUGCAGACAUCCAUAAAACAACAUUUAAAACUCAUAAUGGUCAUUUUGAGUUUUUGGUCAUGCCUUUUGGGCUGACUAAUGCACCAUCUACCUUUCAAGGUUUAAUGAACCAGGUUUUUAAACAAUAUUUGAGGAAAUAUGUACUGGUUUUCUUUGAUGAUAUAUUAGUAUAUAGUCCUUGUUGGGAUACUUAUUUAUCUCAUUUGAAAGAUGUCCUAUCUGUAUUAUGGCAACAUCAGUUGGUUGCUAAGAAAAGCAAGUGUGAAUUUGGAGCUACUCAAUUGGAGUAUUUGGGGCAUAUAAUAUCUCAACAGGGAGUUGCAACUGAUCCAUCAAAGGUUUCUGCAAUUCAACAGUGGCCGGUACCAACUAAUAUUAAGGAGUUGAGGGGAUUUUUGGGCCUCACUGGAUAUUAUAGACGAUUUGUGAAAGGGUAUGGAAGCAUCACCAAACCCUUAACUCAGUUGCUUAAGAAAGACUCUUUUCAGUGGUCGUCAGCAGCUCAACAAGCUUUUGAACAUUUGAAGAGGAGUAUGUGUCAACCCCCAGUAUUAGCUCUGCCAAACUUUCAAGAAACCUUUGUGGUAGAAACAGAUGCAUCUGGUUUUGGAAUAGGUGUUGUUUUAAUGCAAAAAGGUCACCCUAUUGCUUAUAUCAGUAAGGCCUUAUCUCCAAGACAUAUGUCCUUGUCCACUUACGAGAGAGAAUUAUUGGCUAUCAUUUAUGUUGUCCAAAAAUGGCAACCAUAUUUGGCUCAUGCUCACUUUGUGAUCAAGACAGAUCAACAUAGUCUGAAAUAUUUGUUGGAUAGUAAGAUUUCCACGCCUUUCCAGCAAAGGUGGUUAUCUAAAUUGAUGGGAUUCAACUUUGAAAUUAUGUACAAAAAAGGUGUCGAUAAUAAAGUGGCUGAUGCAUUAUCAAGAGUGAAUCAUGGGGAAAUAUUACAAUUAGCAGCCUCAUCUGUUCAUACAGACAUAUGGGCAGCCAUUAAAGAGGAGUGGUCUAAUGAUGUGGAGUUGUUAAAAAUCAUUCAAGAUAUUCAACAGAAUCCUAUGUCUCACUGUUAUUAUAGUUGGUCCAAUGGAGAAUUAAGAAGGAAGAGCAAGUUGGUCAUUGGUAGUUCUACAACCUAA